Molecule: messenger RNA, 4893 nt
Organism: Lachancea meyersii CBS 8951
Lineage: Eukaryota; Fungi; Ascomycota; Saccharomycetes; Saccharomycetales; Saccharomycetaceae
Source: the annotation of a GenBank genome assembly
AUGGGCGUAAGAAACGCUAAGAAAAGAGGACCAAAUCAUUUUGCCUCUCCUGAGCGGUUGAACGCAGUGGAUGAAAGCGCUAGCAAUGAAAAAAGCUCGGCGGUAAGUUCAAGCACCAGCGAAAAAGCAGCUAAAAUGAAGAAGAGGUAUAAAUUUACACCGAUCGACAAGAUAAAAGAUCGUGCAGAUAAGAAGGAAUCACCACCAGGAUUGCUACGGUCCAUACCCGUGUCUCAAAUUCGGAAAUCCAAAGUGGACGAUAAUUCAGCGCCACCGCGAGAAGCUGUUAGUAUUAGGCAUACCAAAACCUCAGACAAGAUCAGCACGAGUGGAAGAAAAUUUGAAGAAAACACAGGUAGGUCUGAAGAAGUGGUUUGGCAAUACUCCCCGAAAAAAAAUCCCAGAUCAGAAGGCUCGGAUGUAGACUUAGGCUACCGAUCGCUCUCCGAGGACAGUGUGCUUGAACAGGUCGUCAAAGAGUCUUCUACGCCAAUUGUUCCAAAUAAAUAUAGGAGCGUUUUGAAUCUCCCGCACAUGAAUAACGAGCAAGACCAUAAUGGCGAGCCUGCAAGCCUGGCUUCAAGAAAUCCUUCGCUGCGGCAGAAUUCCCUCCCUAAGUCUUUUGACGAACAGUCACCUUCUAGGCCUUCAACACGCGACAUUGACGAGAUAAUUCACGACCUCGAAGGCCAACAUGAGUUGAAACCACCCUUUCCCGCAGAGGACAUCCCAUCGUCGCCUAUUUCAUCAUAUACACAAAAAUUAAGAGCCAGGAAAGAUCCUUGCAGAUCACCAACGUCACCAACGCGUAAUGCGAAAAAAUUCCAAAAUCAAUUGUUGGUGGAUCAGCAUAAAAGCGCCACAACCCUGCGUACACUAUCCUUGGCAGAGAAUUUACGAGCCAGGAGAAAUAAUCCCAAAUUGCGGAGUUUUGAUCCUAAACAGUUUCAAAAUCAAUCAUCACAGGACCAACAUAAAGACACACCAUCCUUGCCGUCCUUUGAAGUGACGCGAGUCAAAAUUAAGAAUGGAGAGCAGUCGCAAGCCGCUCCUCGAUCAUCGCCAGUUGCCACAGGCCUUGAUUCGCCAAAAAAUGACGUUUAUGACGUUAACAAAGCUACAAACGAAAUGAAUAACGAUAAUAAUGACAGUGAAAAUGACAACGACAAUGAUGGAGAUAAUGACAAAGACAAUGACAACAGUAUUAUCCAAAACGAUGAUGACGAAAGUUACGAUGAAGAGGAUGAUGACGAUGGUUCUUUGAUAAAAAUAUUAACACAAAAGUUCGGGGACAGCGAAAAUCAUAAAAUUCCUGAGGCAGCUUCCAAAAAUAUACAAAGCGUAGAAUCAAAAUCCGAUGGAACUUUCUCGGACGAUUCCGGUGACGAUUCUCUUAUCAAUUUGCUCCAUGCAACUGCCCAGAACCCAAAGGAUCUGCCACCCGAAUGUAGUCAAAGGGAGCCCGAAAUUGAUGCGAUCGAGCAAACAUUUUCUCAAAACGUACAUGUCAAAGAUAAUGAGCUGAAGUGGAACGAAAUUAUCAAGGACUACGUGGAACGAGCCCAAUUUGCUGUUCAAAGGAACGACAUGGAAAGAAUGGUAAUUGUGGAGAUUAAAGAUCAUUUUAUCAAACAAAACGUGAGGCAAAAAGUCCUCGUGUGCGUGGAUAAGGAAAGCAAAUCCUGCAAUUUAGUUGUUAGACAGCCUUGGGUCGACUUACCCUUUGAACAAGGUGAUGUGGUACACACCAUUCCUGGCCAAAACUGCGCCAACAAAAGGCUGUUUUCGAAUGACAAAGAACCUUACACUGGAAAAAUCAACGACAACUUGUUGAUUCUGAACCCAGAUAUUCUUCUUGCAGCAACAACCAUCGGAAGAGCCGUCGAAUGUCAAAGAAAAGCGAUUAUUUGCACUCAGUUUAAUGGACCUGGCGAACCUAGUCUUCCUGCUUUGACAGGAUCAAUUGUACAUGAGUUACUACAAGCGUGUCUUCAGUACAAGCUUGUUAACGAUAAUCUUUCGGAUAAGUUCGUUUCCUCUAAACUGUAUGAUCUGUUGGAAUAUCAUUCAGCGGAUGUAACGCUAUGUGGGACAACAAAACACCAGCUCUCUAGACAAAUUGAAGAAGAUCAUCUUUCAAACAUAAAAGACUUCACACGCAAAUAUGUGAGAAGUCACGGUCCCCAUGGGACACCAAAAUCAGGUACUCAAAUUACACGAAAUAAAGUGCCCUUUGGAAUCUCGAACAUCAUUGACAUCGAGGAAAACAUUUGGUCCCCAAUGUAUGGGUUGAAAGGCUUCAUUGACGCUACAGUUGAAGCACAAUUCCCAAAUAACUCAAGAUUCAUUACUCCGCUUGAGCUUAAGACAGGAAAAACAAAGUCAAUAUCCCAUGAAGUGCAAGGAAGUAUUUAUACGCUACUGCUGAAUGACCGAUAUGAAGUUCCUGUCAAUUUUUUUCUGCUGUUUUACACAAAAUCCAACGAUUUUGACAAGCAAAACACGUUGCUUGCUUCAAUUAAACACCUACUAACACUGAGAAAUCAGGUCUCCACUUUUCUUAAGCACGAACUAAAGGAGAUCAAUAACUCAAAGUGGAACGGCACUAUUCUUCCGCCUAUUCUAAGAAGUUCAGAGUGUGAUAAUUGUUACUCUAAAACCGAAUGCAUGGUUCUGAACAAACUCUGUGAAAAUGGAAAUGCAGCUGAUAGCGGUCUGAAAGAUGGUGAAUACGAAGCUCUAACAGCACAUCUCUCUGGAAAUCCUCUUUCAUACAAAGAAUUUUAUUUGAAAUAUGAAGAUCUCAUUGUGAAAGAGGAAUCUAGCCUUAAUGGUAUCAACAGAAAGGUUUUUCUAGUUGACAGCCGUACUCGGGAAUCGAUUAGUGGCAAAUGUCUUAGCAGUUUGCGAAUAGAAAAUAUCGAGGAGCACAAGUUCACCAAAAACAUUGAGUAUACUUUCAGCAGGAAAAGUGGCGAAAGAGACCUACCACCGAUGUCAAAAUCUCAAAUUUCCAAAGAUGAAAUCGUCAUAAUAAGCGAUGAGAUCGGUCAUUUUUCACUGUGCACUGGUCGUGUGACUAACAUCUCUAAAGCUUCGAUCACUGUAAUGACGUCUAGAAGACUGGAAAACAAUAACAUUCACGCGCCAGGGUUUGAAAAAUCCAACAAUCAGACACUGAGAACUGUUCUUAUGCCUGCUGCUCAUUCGGGUUAUAGCCAAAAUGCAGGAUUAAGUUAUCGCAUUGACCGAAACGAGGUACAGAGAGGGAUGGCCAUGGCGAGGUUCAACCUACUCAAUCUCUUUCUUCCGCCUAUUCCAGAAGGCACCAUGACUAUCGAUGAGAAUGGUGUCGGCACUGAGGUCAAAGCAUCCUUGGGUGGUGACAUCAAGACUCGGGAACUUCUUGUAGAUGGGAGGGCUCCGACGUUUAGGCCCCUUUCGCGGCCACCGCCAACUGCUUGUGAUGAUUGCCUGAAGUCCAAAUUUAACAUGGACCAACAGACUGCAUUUGACAAAGUUAUGAGAGCUGAAGAUUUUGCAUUAAUUUUGGGUAUGCCAGGUACAGGAAAAACAACUUUAAUUGUCGAAAUUGUGAAAUGUUUAGUUGAAUGUGGUAAGAGUAUCUUGCUGACUUCAUACACGCAUUCGGCUAUCGACAAUAUACUUAUCAAGCUGAAGCAAUGUGGUAUUGACAUAAUGAGGCUCGGCGCCAAGCACCGUGUACAUCGAGAAACUCGAGAAUUUGUUGUCGAUGUGUCUGGCGCAGAAACUCUCAACGAACUACUUAAAAUAACGGAGUCAGCUCCCGUUGUUGCAACUACCUGUCUCAAUAUUUACGAUACUUUGCUCACAGUAAGGCGUAGAGAUUUUGACUAUGUCAUCGUAGAUGAGGCCAGUCAGUUGUCCUUGCCCAUGUGUUUAGGGCCACUUAAAUUUGCACCCAAGUUUGUCUUAGUAGGAGACCAUUAUCAGCUGCCACCAUUAGUCAAAAAUGAAGCGGCACGAGCUGGUGGUCUGGAUGAAUCACUAUUCAAGAUUUUGUGCGAAAAAUACCCUUACAGCGUGGCGGAAUUGACCCAUCAGUAUCGAAUGUGUCAAGACGUCAUGGCAUUAUCAAAUUACUUGAUCUACAACGGAAAACUAAAGUGUGGAAACGAAAUGGUUCGAGACCAAGAGUUGUCGACGCCGAAUUCAGCGGACCUGAUUAAACUUCAGAAUCAAAACGCUUCUAAGCCUUGGCUUGCAGACGUCAUCGAUAGCAAGCGAAAGGUAGUUUUCCUUAACCACGACCUUUGCGCAUGCUGCCAAGAAACAGGAGAUAGAGACAACAUCACAAAUGUUGGAGAGGCAGAAGUGGUCUGGCAGUGCGUUGCAGCUCUGGUAAAGAGUGGAGUUAAACGUAAUGAUAUUGGUGUGAUGACUUUGUAUCGCGCCCAGCUUAGACUGUUGCGAGCGAUGUUUAGCGCGGAGGAAGAUGCGGAACUCGAGACUCUGACUGCGGAUCAAUUUCAAGGUCGCGACAAAAAGUGCAUUAUUAUAUCGAUGGUGAGAAGUAAUGAUGGAGCUAAUGGUGGCAACUUAUUGCGAGAGCUGCGACGCGUCAACGUAGCAAUGACCCGCGCGAAGGCGAAGCUGCUAAUCGUCGGCUCGAAGAGUACGGUGGGCUCUGUAGAGACGAUAAGCGGGUUCGUGGACUUUUUGGAAACGCGAGGCUGGAUAUACACGCUACCUUCAGAUUGUCUCGAGUGCUACAAUUUGGUGCGAAACACGCAGGUGGGACCGAUGUCGCCGCGCGUGUCGGGCGAGCCAAAGCCUGCUGGCGGUAUUACGGGAGAUUCCAAAUUUGCGCGGAACAAGCCUGUUCUUCGAGACAUUCUGAACGGAAUGUAG